AUGUCAUUCUUCCUCGUCUUAUUUUACUUGUCUUUGUUCACUGCAGUGCUUGGAUUACAAAGUGAUGACUGUAAGCCCACCAGAUGCAAGAAACACGGGCCUAAGAUUCAGUUUCCUUUCAGGAUAAAAGAGCGAAGCCCGGAAUACUGUGGGUAUCGAGGUUUUGAAGUGUUUUGCGACGAGACACACGAGACUAUGCUUCUACUGCCAUCCUCUGUACAAGUUGUAGUAAAGGACAUCGACUAUGUUACUCAACAAAUUCAUCUUUAUGAUCCUGAAAAAUGCCUCCCCAGAAAGCUACCACAGCUAAACUUAUCGUCGUCCCCAUUCUUCCCAGAUUACUACCACAAUUAUACCAUGUAUAAUUGUUCUGCACCUUCGAAAAGCCUUUGUGGCUUCCCAAUUCCUUGUCUUGAUGAUUCCCGAUAUCAUCAUAUUUUUGUCGUUGAUAGUUAUGAAAAUGUGGGUUAUUGUUCAUUGGCUUCUUGUACCCAAAUACAUGAAUAUUCCCUACAAUUAUACCCUGUCUCUACUUCGAUGAGUGGUGAAAAUUCCUUCCAUCUGAACUGGUUUGAACCUGCAUGUGGUGGCUGUGAAGCUAAAGGACAGAGAUGCAAAUUAACAAGUACUAACAGACGUCAAACUCAGUGUGUUGAUAUUGACAAACCCAAAAAGAAGGGAGCAUCAAAUGGCCCACUGCUUGGAGGUGCUUUAGGAGGUACUUGCCUUGUGGCAAUACUCGCAGCUCUUAUCCUUCUUUACAUCUCAAUUACAUCAGACAGAGAGAACCACAUCAAGAUCGAGAAGUUUCUAGAAGACUAUCGAGCCCUCAAGCCCACCAGAUUCUCCUACUCCGACAUCACAAGAAUCACUCGUAAAUUCAGCGAGAAACUCGGCGAAGGAGGCUACGGAACCGUUUACAAGGCCAAACUCUCCGACCAAAUACACGCCGCCGUCAAACUUCUCCACCACUCAAAGGGCAACGGCGAAGAGUUUGUGAACGAGGUCAGCACAAUCGGCAGAAUCCACCACGUCAACAUCGUCCGUCUCCUCGGUUUCUGUGCCGAGGGCUCCAAACGGGCCCUCGUCUACGAAUUCCUCCCCAACGACUCCCUCGAGAAGUUCAUCUUCCGCUCCUCGUCGAGAGCAUCCCUCGGCUGGCCUAAGCUCCGGGACAUUGCCCUCGGCAUAGCCAGGGGUAUCGAGUACCUGCAUGUUGGCUGCGACCACCAAAUCUUACAUUUCGACAUAAAGCCGCACAACAUAUUGCUCGACAGGAACUUCGGGCCCAAGAUAUGCGAUUUUGGGCUUGCAAAGCUCUGCUCCAAGGAGCAGAGUGGAGUGACGAUGACGGCUGCUCGGGGGACCAUGGGCUACAUUGCUCCCGAGGUGCUGUCGAGGACUUUUGGGAGGGCUUCGUAUAAGUCGGAUGUGUACAGCUUCGGGAUGAUGGUGCUGGAGAUGGUCGGGGGAAGGAAGAAUAUGGACCCGAACGUGGACACGAGCCAAGUGUAUUUUCCUCAAUGGGUUUACAAUCGUUUGGAUUCGGAUUUUGGGGAGGAUUUCUGGGCUCGGGUGGAGGAAGGGGAGGAUGGGAAUGUGGCGAGGAGGCUGACUAUUGUGGGGCUGUGGUGCGUACAGUGGAGUCCGAACGAUCGUCCGUCGAUGAAAGAGGUUGUUGCAAUGUUGGAAGGAAGUGAGGAGAGUCUCGUGAUUCCUCCGAACCCGUUUGCUGAUAACGAUGCUAGAAACUCGGUUGGGCGCAUGAUUCCGGGAAGGCGGCAGCAGCAUCAUCGGAUAGAGUUGGCCGCCGUGCAAGAAACAGAGUAUUUUAGUGCCUAA
This is a messenger RNA of Striga hermonthica, 1842 nucleotides long. The record is from the annotation of a GenBank genome assembly. NCBI's taxonomy places the organism in Eukaryota, Viridiplantae, Streptophyta, Magnoliopsida, Lamiales, Orobanchaceae.